Messenger RNA from Oryzias latipes (Japanese medaka), 3003 nucleotides. Its product is annotated as leucine-rich repeat-containing protein 17. Gene Ontology annotation, cellular component: plasma membrane. The record is from RefSeq and is a predicted model, not a curated record. Gene Ontology annotation, molecular function: protein binding. NCBI's taxonomy places the organism in Eukaryota, Metazoa, Chordata, Actinopteri, Beloniformes, Adrianichthyidae.
CUUCCAAACCCUAAGAUGUUGCUUCAUUCGCCUCUGAGCCGUGAGUAAAAACACUCUGCAGCACCGAGCCAGAAAACAAGAGCUGACACGUGAGAGGAGAGCUGAUCUGUUUGUCCUCGGUGGGCUCAGGAGGAGAGAAGACACAUUUUGCUCAAAGGAACAGAGGACGAAACAACUGAAUUGAGAGCACCUGGACGGUUGGUGGAUGAAAUCAGGACAAUUAUUUGAGUGGCAGAAGGCUAUUGCAUCCUGUCACAUGUGCUGCCUCCAACUUCUUCACUCAGGAUAAACAGCAGCUGAGCUUUGUUGACAACAUCUCUGUUGCUGUUGCCUUCUGUUUCUGUUCAUAAACUCCUGAUUUGGCAAAAGCAUCUGUCGCUGAUCAGAGGACGUCUGCACUGUUCAGGAUGCGCCUCACCCACUUUUUCGUGUUCACCUCUUUAUUCUUCCUCCUGCUCCCAUCAAUCCAGAUGAAAAGGGCAGGAAAAGGCAAAGGUCUUAAAAGAGCGAGGCACAAGCUCACGCAAGACAGAGGCAGGGUUCGAGGUGCACGGCGCUACAGCAGAUCAGGGCUUUCUGGGCUCGUGUCACCCAGCUGUUCAGAACUGAAAGAAUCCGGAAUGAUUUUUAUGGAUUGUCAAGAACGACAACUCACUUUCAUCCCCCCUGCAAACUCCUGGUUCAGGAAGCCCAGGCAUCUCCUGUUAGCUCUGAAUCAGAUCAAAAUCCUCCAGGAUGGAGCUUUUCUUGGAUAUGACAGUUUAAUCAGUUUGGACCUACAGCAAAAUCAAAUCUUCCAAGUGGAGGAAGGGGCUUUUCAGGGUUUGACACGGCUUAAAACCCUUCUGUUGCAGCACAACCGUCUGACAACUCUCAGCGACGAGGCUUUAAUCUCCAUGCCCAAUCUUCGAGAUCUCCGUUUAAAUGGUAAUCCCUGGAAAUGUCUCUGUCCAUUGGAAAGUCUCAUCCGUACUCUUCAAGUCCCAAGUAACCGUAAUCUAGGAAACAAUGCCAGGUGUGCAGAACCCACCUGGCUAAAAAACAGAAAGCUGAAGACAGUCGAUCCUGAGCUGCUUUGCAAAGAUGUGGAGGCCAUCAGUCACCGAACCGGCAACAACACAAGUACUUUCGAACCCAUUCCUUUACGGGGCAAAGCGGACACUGCCUCAGUUUGCCACACUUACCUGUUCCCCCACAUGAGGAUGGACUGCAGCAAAAGAGGUCUGACUGAGGUGCCCUCAGGUAUUCCUGACGAUGUCGUACAGGUGGACUUAUCCCACAAUUCAAUCCGUCGACUCCGACUGAAAGACUUCCAGGGUGCAAGUGGCCUCAGAAUCCUGAACCUCAGCAGUAACAGCAUGGAGCACAUUGAUCCCGGUUCCUUGUUUGGGCUCUUGCACCUUCAAGAACUUGAUUUGUCAGACAACAAUUUGCAUUUCCUUCAGUACGGGGUCCUUGAAGACCUCUACUUCCUAUCACGGCUUAAACUGGGAGGAAACCCCUGGGUGUGCAACUACAGCAUCCAUUACAUGGUGUACUGGCUGCGUCUGCACCCUGCAGUGAAGCACUCGGGCCUGUGGUGUCACUCCCCUUCUGAGUUUGCUGGAGAAAGAGUGGAGGAAUAUGUGCAUUCCUACAACAGAGAGUGCCCGAAGGACAGGCAGCCCAGCAGAACUGACCCGGACAUGCUGGACUCUGUGAACUGGGGCACACCAAUGGAGCUGCAGGGAGAGGUGGAGGAGGAGGAGCUGGAGCCCAGCAACUUGAGAGCGCCACAGAAAUACGAAGUUUUCAGACUGAGAUGAUUCAACACACCCAAAUGUACAGACCUAAUAACUGUUUACCAAAAAAAAACAGCUGAUAAAUUUCAUGAUUGAUGGUUUUAAGCAUUCUGCUGUAGUGCACAGUGAAUGAGAUUGCAAUUUUUUCAUAAUUACCGCAACCACACAGUUUCAUCAGCUACGUCGCUUUUCUUUGCAGAGAUCUGAUCUAAAAGUUAUGAACUUUGCAGUGUUGUGUGCAACAGUCUGAAAAACACACAUUUACCCACAAACAACAAAAGUUUCCAGAAACAGGCUGCUCCAUGGUCACCUCUGCUCACCUUUGAAACGUCUCAAGGAGGGUUGAUGUGAACAAGGCUAAACAGUCAUGCUGUGGCGUCGAGAUAGUAGGGAUGGUUUGCAGAGACAGCAUGAGAGACAAAAACAUCUGUCUGUGAUAUUUAGAUGUUGAUGACAUCUUUAAAUGACUCCCUACAUUUACAGUUUCCACUUGUGGUCUUAUAAUAGAGCAACAAGGUCAACACUAACUUUUUGGAGCUUUGAUGCAGUUUUAAAAACCAUGAACCUAGCCACAUUACUGUAAACCAAGCAGGUUUGGCAGUAUGGAAAAACUGAAACAUAACACAUGAUUGCUGCAGAAGAGCAAUCUGUGAGGCAGCACUGAGAGUUCCUGUUUGAAAACAUGAACAAUCAGUGUCAGAUUCAGUUAAGCAAUAGACGAAAAAUGAAAAGCACUUGUUGCAUGCUCCCAUAAGACGUUUUGUACUCUUUUUUUUUUAAACGCCUUACAUCUAUAAUGUGCAUUUUGCGGUCAUUGUUUGUUAAUAUCUGGUUAAAGAUAAUUAAAUAAACUACCAGGAAAAAUGAAUAUAUCUUGCCAGCCUGCAGUCACAUUUGUUUUAUCCAGAACAAAGAUUAAAUGAGUUUGAGCUGCUUUCAAUAUUAUUUCAGUUCCUAUAAGUUUGGAUUGAAGGGAAAUUUAGAGACGUCGAACAGGGACAAAAUGAAUCACAGACUGUCAAGAAAGUACGGUAUUUGAUUUAAAACCCAAUAUUAGUCACAACAAGCAAGUCUUCGAAAAUCUAUUCAAUGUCUUUGUUCCUUCUGGUCCAUAUCUGUCUAACACGUGAAUAAAAAUGACUUAUUAUGCUCUAUAAUCUGCUUUUUGUAACUAUUAAAGAUGGGUUGUGUCAUUCUUUUGUGGCAUAUCCAGUCUCCACAU